Molecule: messenger RNA, 7803 nt
Organism: Athalia rosae (coleseed sawfly)
Lineage: Eukaryota; Metazoa; Arthropoda; Insecta; Hymenoptera; Athaliidae
Gene: Pgant9
Product: putative polypeptide N-acetylgalactosaminyltransferase 9
Exons: 14
Coding region: 1700-3502 (600 amino acids)
Cellular component (GO): Golgi apparatus
Source: RefSeq, a predicted model, not a curated record
GUAGUCAGUCGACAGCCGCGAGCGAAGGAGCGUGCCACGUUCGCUUGUGCCGCAACGCGUUCGCUUUGUUGACGUUUUAAUUCCUUUGUAUUUAAAUCUAUAUAGGUAUAUAUACACAUAUAUCGUGGGUUUUUCAACCGGUUUUUUAAAGAACCGCGACGACUCCGAUUCGCGUCCACUAUUCGGCGGACGUCUCCAGUUGUCGGGCUCGCAGUGAUUCGCUCGCAUUCUCGUUGUUACAACAUUACAUGGAUACGUGUCCGAUUAUCACCCCCUGCCAAUUACAUACUUCGUAUAUAUCAGUGUGCCGUCUUCCGACGUACGGAUUCAGUGCUGUGCGUGUGAUAAUGCGACAACAUUUUCAUUGUUAUCGAUAAAAAAAAAAAAACCUCCGUGACGUCCUCCUCGUUGCGUUUCAACCGCUAUCGGUGGAUGAUAGCGCUUCUUCGAAUUAAUCUAAUUAAUUUUAAUCUCCGAUCAUAAUCUUAGCACGAUACGAAUAUCUCAGGUCUCUACCUGUUCCCUGCAGAGGUCGGUGUAAUUAACUGUCGAUCGUCGUGGUCAAUAACUUCGGAUUUCGAUGACGAAUUUCCGAUACGGAUAAUCGAGCAACUGCGGUGAUAUCAUCAUGGACGGACCGAAAACGUGAACUCGAAUACGCGAGACAUCACCUGGGAGAAUAAGAAGAGACAGACUUGGGGAACCCUGAGAAGAAUAGGAAAAAAUCGCAUCCGCCCUAGGUUUCCCAGUUGCACCUUGAGAUCACGUCUACUUUAUACUCCGGAGGUGCGGUAUUGACGGAUAGGGGGUGAAAAUCCGAUAGGAUAUUUGUAUUUUUUUUUUUUUUUCACUAGCGGAGAAGGAAACUGACGUGAUUCAUUGCACGGCAGUCGACUGAAAACGGAGAGAUAUUCUCACAUUGCAGGUUUCGCGAUGAGAUGACAUCUUUUCCAACGCUGGAGGCUGCGGUUUGUGAUGCUGUUGCAUACGGAGGAGGAGUUUAGAAACCAUUGAAACAUAUCGCAUUAUACGUGUAUGACACGUAUAUGUUGUUACAGUAAUAGGAUUAAAUCAAAUUUCUAGUGCAUGGAGUUGCAGUGGAGAUGUGAAUGAUAAUAUUCGUGCAUUAAGUAUAGUAUGGAGAGUUACGAAUUGUGAAAUCGUGUUUCUAAGUGAGUGUUUGUGCCAUACAACAGUAAUUCGUGCAUUACAAUCAUGAUCAAUCGUCGCCGGAGUGUGUAGAGAAAAAAAAACGAAAGAAGAUAUCAAUUUUAUUGUGAUACAUAUCGUGAUCCACAUAUCUAAUCCAAUCGUAAUAACCAAAAUCAAUCAAUAGGUAUUGUUGAUCGACCGAUGUAAAAAAGGUAGCUGACGGUGUGAUAUGAUAAAAUAGACAAAAAAAAAAAAAAAAAUUAGGAAAAAGAAACUUAAUAUCAAAAAAACCUUUAAAAAAUAGUGCUCAAAGUAUAGUCAAAUCAAUUAUUGAGGGGUUGGAAAACGGACCAUUGAUUAACAAAAUAAUUAGAAAAUCUAAAAACAUAAAAUCGUUUUAAAAAAAAAAUGUUGCUCAGGUAACCCCCCGAUUUUUGUUCUAAACGAGGUUUUUUAAAAACGAAUUUUUAAACGAAUAAAUGAUUCGUGUAAAUUAGUUCGAAUAAACGAAAACAAAGAAGCGAAAGAAAAAAAUUAUUUCAUCGCGAUGAAGUUGAAGUUGAAAAUUGCGGUGCUCGCUUGCGCGGUGUGGUUGACUGUUUGUUUUUUACUUUAUACCGAAGACGGAGCUGCGGUGGCGGCACAAAGACAUGCGGCACCCUCAGGAGUCGCUGCGCCACAAGUUGCCAACGGUUUUGUACCACCGGCGCUUCCACCCCGUCGGGAUACUCCUGUCAAUGGACAGAGUAGGUCGAAGUUGAACCAAAACCAAGCCGGACCCGAGCAAGGUGGCGGUGUUCUCGCCGCCCCCAGGGAACUGGACGCGUCCGCACCCGGGGAAAUGGGACGCCCGGUAACAUUGCCAGCGAAUCUUACCGCCGAAACUAAAAAGUUAGUCGAUGAUGGAUGGCUAAAUAACGCGUUCAAUCAAUACGCCAGUGAUCUCAUAUCCGUACACCGCACUUUACCGGACCCCAGGGAUCAGUGGUGCAAAGAGCCGGGGAGAUAUUUGACCGAUCUUCCAGCGACAGCGGUUAUCAUUUGCUUCCACAACGAGGCGUGGUCGGUUCUUUUGAGAACCGUGCAUUCCGUUUUGGAUCGUUCGCCGGCACCUUUGCUACAAGAAAUUAUUUUGGUCGACGACUUUUCCGAUAUGCCGCAUCUGAAACGGCAACUGGAGGAUUACAUGAUGAACUAUCCAAAGGUAAGGAUCAUCCGAGCUCCGAAGAGGGAGGGUUUGAUCAGAGCGCGACUCCUCGGUGCCGCGGCAGCCAAAGCACCGGUACUCACUUACCUGGAUAGCCACUGCGAGUGCACCGAGGGUUGGCUCGAACCACUUCUCGACCGCAUUGCUCGCGAUUCCACGACCGUCGUUUGCCCGGUCAUCGACGUCAUCGACGACUCGACGCUCGAGUAUCAUUGGAGGGAUUCAGGAGGCGUUAAUGUCGGCGGAUUUGAUUGGAAUCUCCAGUUCAAUUGGCACGCUGUACCGGAACGUGAAAAAAAGAAACAUAAAAAUUCGGCGGAACCAGUUUGGUCGCCCACAAUGGCUGGCGGACUUUUUUCCAUAGAUCGUGCAUUUUUUGAAAAAUUAGGCACGUACGACAGUGGUUUCGAUAUUUGGGGUGGUGAAAAUUUGGAACUCUCCUUCAAGACCUGGAUGUGCGGCGGCACUCUGGAGAUCGUUCCUUGCUCCCACGUUGGACACAUCUUCAGAAAAAGAUCACCUUACAAAUGGCGAAGUGGGGUCAACGUACUGAAAAGGAACAGCAUCCGUCUCAGCGAAGUAUGGCUCGACGAAUACGCCAAAUAUUACUAUCAGAGAAUAGGUCACGAUAAGGGAAAUUACGGAGACGUGUCGGAUCGCAAAACGUUGAGAAAGAAGCUCAACUGCAAGUCCUUCAAAUGGUACCUCGACAACAUCUAUCCCGAGUUAUUCAUACCUGGAGAAGCUGUCGCUUCCGGAGAGGUGCGAAAUCUUGGAGAGGGCGGUGCUACGUGUCUCGAUUCUCCGGCACGAAAAGCGGACUUGCAUAAGCCCGCUGGACUUUACCCUUGUCAUCGGCAGGGCGGAAAUCAGUACUGGAUGCUCAGCAAGACCGGAGAGAUUCGCAGGGACGAAUCUUGCCUCGAUUACAGCGGAACUGACGUCAUUUUAUAUCCCUGUCACGGGAGCAAGGGGAAUCAACAGUGGAUUUACGAUCCUCAGACAAAACAAAUCAGACACGGAAGCAGCGACAAAUGUCUAGCGAUAACGGAGAGCAAACACCGUUUGCUCAUGGAAGAAUGUUCGUCUUCGGCACCCCGUCAGCGAUGGUCUUUUGAAAAUUAUGAUCCUUCGAAACUGUGAUACCGGGCAAUUACCGAUUACGAGUUAAGCCGUCAACCUCAGCCGCAUCUACAACUUCAAUCUCGCCAUCGUUCGGAAGUUUCCGGUUUCUGGGUUGCCAGUCAACGUUAUUCCGUUGCUAGAACUCGAUUCGGAAGAUAGGCCAGCGCUGAGAAUUUGAAGUUGAGUUUAGAUUAAGUAUAAACUUGAAAUUGCGAAAUGUUAGUCACGAAUUACGACGUCUUUAGAAUUUGGUGAAAUUCAUUUCCGGCAAAACCAUCAGCGAGCUUCUUUAUCACCUUAUUAUUUUCUCUCAGAGCGUUUUCUCUGAGCUCUUGCGAGAGCUUUUUGUAAAUAACGUUAUAUAUUUCGAGUUGUAAUUCAGCGAUGCUUGUAAAUAGCAAAUUAUUAAUAAUUCCCUAGGCUGAUUGUUUUGCCGAGAAUAUUAUUUAUUAACAAUUUUUCUUACGGCUCAAAGUCACCGCAAAAAAACUUGGACUGAUGACUCAAGGUAACGUUCUCAUAUUAAUCUGAAACUCAUCUAUUCAUACACUUUUAAUAAAUCAAUCGAAUCGAACAACUUCGCAUGUUCUUAGAUCGAUUUAGGCUUGAAAAAAAAAAAUUAAUAAAUAAAUAAAUGGAAAUAAAUCCGAAAUCUUUUUGGCUUUCGCGAAAACAAGGCACUGAAGUACCAUGUUAUAUAAUCGAUCGUGGCUUCACACCGUUCGAGAAAAAAUAGAAAGAAAACUCUCGGGGGGAAAAUAAAAGAGACCCGUCUGUGUCUUCCAGUCUCACUAAUUACAACGCGCGAGAACCCGUGCGCCGCAAUUAAAUAAAUCGCACUCAUCGAUCCCUCUUUUCUAGCAGUAUACGAAAAAUAUACCCUCGCAAUUGCGCCCGCAGUUUGAGCCAUCGCGCGCUACCUACGUUCUGGCGAUCUGAUAAUGGCGCACUUUGUCGGCGAAAGAAAGUAUUCCAAGUAACUCGUGUUUUAUCUAUUACAUAUCUGUGUUAAGUCACAAAAUGCAUUUAUCGUCUACCUUAUCGUUUAUUGUUUGCAUUUGUUUUAUUUUUAUUUUUACUUGCUAUUCCAUUCGUUGUCUCUAUCGUUUAUAUAGCUUCGAGAUAUCUGAAACAUUACGAUUCGUUCUAGUGUCCUUUAAUAAAGUGCCAUAAUGAGCCGCUUAGAACGUUCGAAAAUUAAUAUUUAUUCUACGCUCUUUCGAAAAGUAUCAUCCAUGUUUUGUCAAAGACACAAAAAAUUACUUUCGAUUCGUAUUAUCAUCCCAGUUUAUUUUCCCGGUCAAAUCUAAGAUAUUAUUGGCCGUGGUGAUUUUAUAUAAAAAGAAAUAAGACGUACACGGUUAUGAAUGGACCGAAAAAUACGGUUCUUCUUUUAAACGUCAUUACAAUAACGGUUGCAUGAAAUAGUAUCGUAGAAUAAGUUUCUCAAAACUAAAAGAACUUUUCUAAAUUUCUACCCAGCGUAUAACGUUCGAAUGUAUAGUGAGCAUUACUCUCGAUUAAUAGAGUAUCGUAUAUCUCUUCGUUAUCUACAUAUCAUAGUGAUUAUUGUAUAAAAAAUUACUUCAGAUAUUUCUCCUUAUCUACCUACGUUCCAAGACUCGCUGAAAAAUAUUUGUACCACAUUAACGAAGCAUCAUUCGAGACACCGAACGAUUUCGUUACCGAUUUCGAUGGUGACGUCUUCUUUUCGAACUUACAAAAUUUCGAGAACCGAGAAUCGAUCGAGAUUUCCCACUAUUUGGGUCUUACGGCGUUGAAAAAACAAUAUCUUUUGAAAUUAAUCGAGUGUUUCUGUUGGAGCAUACAAAGGUUGUUUCCGCUCGAUGUGUCGGAUGAACAAUAUUCAUUGCAAAUGAUUUUUAAGUCUUUCAAACACAUUUCAAGACGUGAACGUAGAGAAGAGAUUUUCAUCUAACAAUAAGUUAUAACUAGCCAACUUUAAUAAAUCCAUAGACACAUUAUGCGUUUUUUCUUAUAUUUUCGUGAUGAAAUGUACAUCGAUUCCUUUUUCCGAGACAUGAGUAAAAAGAUAACAUGUCAUUAGACUACUCCCCGCAAUGAGAACUACGGUAUUAUUCCAUAUCGCAUGGCGUAUAUUUAUAAUACUUAUCAUCAAAUACAUUUCUAACAUCUCUAUUAUCAAUAAUUAUUAUCACUGUAAUAACUAGAAUAAUAACGAUAACAAUAAUAAUAAUAAUAUUAAUAACAACAAUAACAAUAAUGAUAAUAAUCAUCGUCAUCAUUAGCGAUAAUUGACGACUCGAAAUAUUGUUAUAUGUUAUAAAAUAUAAAUGUACCAUAUCAGAAUGUGUAUUCGUAUAGGUAUAUUAGUAUAUUAUUAUACGAUAGUUAAUGUCUAUUUAAUUGAAUGCUCUAAUUAUUAAUACUUUCAGAAAAAAUUUGCAUUCCUUAUGAUUAAAUUACGUACGUACACACAAAAAAAAGAGAACAGAUGUUCGUGGGCAAAAUAUGAGAUGAAACAAAAAAAAAGCAACAUUGAGGGAGGUAAAAGCAAAAAAACUACACCAUAUAAACAUUCCAAUGUUAGUUUUUGUACAUUUGAACUGUAAGAUAUCCACCGUAGAAAAAUAUAAUAAAAGAUAUUAAGGUAGAUCAUAAUAUCAUGAAAAACUUUCAAGAGGAUAGUUUAAUAUAAAAAUAUUUUUAGAUGUAAGGUAGGUACGCGUGACAGAAGACAAAUGGAACUUUGACGAUCCUGUCGUAGCCACGAUAUGAUCUUUCGAGAGCAAAAUGUUGCGAGAGUCAGACAAGGGCGUUCUUGUAAUGGCUCAAAAAAAAUUCGUUAUCCGUGAAAUACUUCGGUAUCGAUUACACGACACUGUGUUUGAUCAUAUAUUUCCAUCCUAAUGUCGAGAGACUUAUUAAACAUCGGUAAGAAACUUUAAAUUAUAUAUCACCGCGACAGAAGUGCCACUAUUGUUUUACUAACUAAUUAUCCAAAUCAAGUGUGCAAAAUGCUGCUAGAUGAGUAAAAGGAUUAGGGGGCUCAAUAAUAAUUGUUAUCAAAUAGAUAAUUAAAUGAUGUCACGGAUCGUUAAACUCUGAUCUCGGAAUAAGAAAAAUUAAAGAAUGAAUCGAAAGAAACAAAUGCUGACAAGGAAUUAUGAAGUAUUGUGUAUAAUGAUAAUGAAAAUGAUAUUAUUACGAUUAGUACGAAUUAUAAUAAGUAUAAUAGUAUCAAUGAUAAAAACGAAGUAAUCGUUAACGAGAAUGAUGAUUGAAUAAUAAUAACAAUAAUAUUAAUAUUGAUUACGUAAGAAUUUCAUGGAAAAAUAUUAUAAGUUACGAAUAUAGGAAAUGGCAAUUACUUAAUUAGUUGUUUAAGAGGACUAGGAAUUUUCAUGCGAUAAUUAUUACACAUACAUAUGUGCGUUGUGGAGUGAGACGUUUAAAAUUAUUUCGUUGGUUUUUAAUCGUUAAAAGAAGUAAAAUAAUCAUUUCAACAAAAUAUGUAUAUACUGUUAGCCAUGAGUUUGGAGAAAUUUGUCAAGUUGUAAUAUUAAUUUCGAAAAAGGAAAAAAGAAGAACUAUAAUGAUUUUGAAAUAAUUUUUCACUAUGAAAAGUCAAAGUAUAUCUAGUUAACGUCCUCUCUCGUAUUAAAAUCGUAUGUAUUUUGUAUAUAGUAUGGAAUAUAACUUUUUCGCGAAGAAAAAAAAAAAUCAAUAUGUAUGUGUAUCUGUUCUUGACAUAAUAUAAAUUUCUGAUAAAUGAUUUGAAUAAAAAAAUAUAUUGAUAAUUACCCAAAAUAAAUAAUAUAGUGAAUAGGUCUUAAGUAUUCACAUGUAAGUAUGUCAAUGAUGAAACUAAAUGCGAAUCGGCGUCGAUUAAUUUAUCUUUACGUAGGAUAGAUUUAUACACGCCCAUCGAAUAAAUGAAUCAAAUUUGUACUACACAUGAUUAAAGAUAUUUGAUGAAGUAAAAUAGAAAAACGAAAAACUGUGAACGAAAAAAAAUUUUCUACUCAUUAGCGCGGAGAUGUAACGAAUAACAUAUCGUCAAGCAUAACGAGGUGACAUGCAGAAAACGACGUGUGAAAUACACACGUUAUUCUCACCUCGUCGGUUCUAUUAUAAAUAAUUUGAUAAACAUAAAAAUGUACGUGCGGUCCACUCGAAACGUAUCGAUUAGCAACAAUUUAUAUGCGUACAGUGGGUUGCACUAAUUAAUGUAAUAUCAACUGUGCCUUAUUUCAUGUAUAUAUAAAUUAAAAUAUUGUAACUCAAUUAUGAUAUGCAAGCAUUUGUGUUGAAUAAAUCGAUGUUGUUUUAUGUUA